Messenger RNA from Nomia melanderi (Alkali bee), 2735 nucleotides. It is a transcript of the gene Rab14, whose product is annotated as RAS oncogene family member Rab14. Gene Ontology annotation, molecular function: GTPase activity; GTP binding. Gene Ontology annotation, biological process: endocytic recycling; defense response to bacterium; Golgi to endosome transport. NCBI's taxonomy places the organism in Eukaryota, Metazoa, Arthropoda, Insecta, Hymenoptera, Halictidae. Gene Ontology annotation, cellular component: trans-Golgi network; recycling endosome; phagocytic vesicle. The record is from RefSeq and is a predicted model, not a curated record.
GAUGUACAGUUGUAUCUACAGAAAUACCGCCAUCAUGAUCGAACAAAUGUCUAUCUUUCUCUACCUUUCUAUGCUCUAACAAAGUUGUCCAACGUUGCAUUUGUGAUUGAUUUUUUUGUUUCAAUCGUUAUAGACGUUUUAUCGCAUUAUUAAAGAUUAAAACAUCACGUAUGGAUGUGAGUUAAUACGGUACAGUAACUAUAAAAUUUGUGACAGGUGGUUUGACGUUUAUUCGCCGCCAUCAUUAUUAACGACAGUGACCUGCCAUAUUGCGCGUGAUAUAAAGAACUGUAAUACAUUUACUUAGUACGAUUAUUUGUUGUACAUUUGAUAUAAGUGCCUAUUGUUUAUGUAGCAACAAUAGUUUUAAAAAAACCCCACAACUCAGUUGCAAGAUAAUAUUUCAUAGUAGCCAGCUGUAAAACGGCACAAAAUGUCAACUGGUCCUUAUAAUUAUUCUUACAUCUUUAAAUACAUCAUUAUAGGAGAUAUGGGAGUAGGGAAAUCAUGUUUAUUACAUCAGUUUACAGAAAAAAAAUUUAUGGCAGAUUGCCCACACACUAUUGGUGUUGAGUUUGGAACAAGAAUCAUUGAAGUAGCAGGGCAGAAAAUAAAAUUACAAAUAUGGGACACUGCUGGGCAAGAACGUUUUCGGGCAGUUACAAGAUCUUAUUAUCGGGGUGCAGCUGGAGCAUUAAUGGUCUAUGAUAUUACUCGUCGUUCAACUUACAAUCACCUUAGCAGCUGGCUUACAGAUACAAGAAAUUUAACGAAUCCAAGCACUGUUAUAUUUUUGAUCGGUAACAAAAGUGAUUUGGAAGGUCAGAGGGAUGUUACUUAUGAAGAAGCAAAGCAAUUUGCAGAUGAAAAUGGUCUCAUGUUUGUUGAGGCCAGUGCAAAAACAGGACAUAAUGUUGAAGAAGCCUUUCUGGAAACAGCAAAAAAAAUAUUCCAAAGUAUACAAGAUGGACGUUUGGACUUGAAUGCAGCAGAAUCAGGAGUUCAACACAAUCCCAGUCAACCAGGUCGUAGCAAUCUUCAAGGAGUAUCUAAUGAACAACAGGGUGGGAAAGAUUCUUGCUCCUGUUAGGUCUUUAUUUGUUUGUAUAUAGAUAUCUGAAAUCAUCGGUACUAUUAAUGCAUAUAUGAUUUAUACUAAGUAUAGCAAGCAAAUAGUCUCUGACCUUUACCCCUUAACCUUUGAUAAGUCAAAUCUACUUAAUGAACAUUAAAUCUUUUCUAGUUAUAAUUCAUUUACAAAAAUAUAUAAUAUGAGUAUAAAGCUCAGUAUAAACAUAUACGUGUAAAUUGUAUUUGAAAACCGAUUCUGGAUUUUGCUUUUUCAAUGUUACAGCUUUUAUAUGAUUGUUGUGAUUUGCAUAUAUUUCCUAUAGGUCAUAUAAUUUAUUGCAUAAUGAAAUUAAAUGCUAGGUAAUAUGUUGCACUUGCUGACAUUAUGGUACACGUGUACAAGGUGCAUUGUACGAAACAUUUACUUAAUCACGAAAAUAUGGAAAUAUGAUAAACAUGAAUGUGACACACUUGAAUAAGAUAAAUAUUUACCAUUGUAAAGUACAUUUAUGUAACAAGAUUGAGUAUAUCUGAACGUGUUUGUUAUCUAAUUUACAGUUUGGAAGCUGUACUAUAAGCUUAGAUACAAAAGAUUGUUGAUAACAUAUCUACACUUCUAAGUAGCAUAAAAAGUUGUCAUAAAAUGGCAUAGUGAAACAAAUUUAGUGUCAUUUGUAUUAUUUCAUAACUACAGUCCUGCUUUUAUGUCAUGUAAACCUUUCAAAAAGAACUUACAGUUUUUGUUCUCAGCUUUAAAAAUGUUUUGUUUUCAAAAAAAAUUUUAAUUUCAUUAAUUAAGUGUAUUGUAUUUCAAAAUUAGCGAAAAAAACUUAGAUCGAUUUCUUCACGACAGUUGUUUUCGUAUUUUGUUUUAUUAAAACUAAGAAUAAGUAAAAUGGACAUUUUUUCAACGAUACAAUAGCUAUAUUCGUAUUCUAGUUAAAGUGAGUACUCUUAGGUAAAUUUGGGAACAACAGUUUGGGACAAGUGGGAAUGGAAAGUGAAAAUCAUUUUGUGUAGAAAGAAAAGAACGACAUUAUGUGUUAUAUGAGUAACUAUGCACUGUAGUUUAAAAAAUGCUGUGUAUACACGAAUUUCGUUUUUGGAACCAUUGUUUGAGCAGGCAUGGUGUUCAUCUCAAGGCAUGUUAAGUAUAUGUAUGUAUAUAUAUGUAUGUCCAUACAUAUAUAUAAGUACAUAUACAGACAAUCUACAUGGUAGUAGAUUGUUAUUAGAUAUAGAAGUCAAGCAUCUAUCGGAAGGACAUUUUAUGUUAUUAUUACCACUGUUUCAAAAUCGAAAUUAUUAAUACUGAUAAUGAGACAUGUUUCAAUAUGGUAGUGUAUUAUUUGGAGUUUAUGUUCAAUAUUAUAAAACUACUUAAUUCAUUUAUUAUUAAUUAUUUUUCCUUAAUUAAGAGAAGUAUUAACGGAUAGAUUUAUUAUAACUAAUUGACAUUUUUAAGGAUUAAUUAAUGAAAACAGGAAUUAAAAAAAUGAAAACUUACUAUCUCAGUAAAUGGUUUUAAUAAGGAAAGCAAAAUAUUACAUUUGCGAUCAGCUUUGUUGAAAAUUUGAUUUCAUUGAAUUUUAUUCAAUAGCACUAGUUGUAAAUAUAUGAAGAUACACAGUUUAAACGUAAAUUUUUUCUACAUUAUAAUCUUC